Cylas formicarius (sweet potato weevil) is the source of this 1202-nucleotide messenger RNA. RefSeq names its product transmembrane protein 179. The transcript is spliced from 4 exons. The coding region runs from base 386 to 1090 and encodes 234 amino acids. NCBI's taxonomy places the organism in Eukaryota, Metazoa, Arthropoda, Insecta, Coleoptera, Brentidae. The record is from RefSeq and is a predicted model, not a curated record.
UGAAUGACGAUCGUCAAUGAUUAUCUUAUAAAAUAAAAGUCGCAAAUUGAAAACGACAUCCUUUCUGUACGAAAUUUAGCUUUCUAGAUGCUGGAUGGUUUUGACAGUGACCUAGCACAAUUGCGCUAGUUUUUGUAUUUUAAAGCUGUUGCGGAUAAAUAUAGCGGGUAUUUGGCUGCUUAUAGUUACAAUGUUGAUCAGCUUAUUGUAGCCAAACAGCUUUUAAGUAUUUGCGCUAUGUGGUUAUUAAAUUUAACCGGAAAACAUUGAUUUUUUUAUCUAUGGUCCAUAGAUGACAGAACUUAGAUGUUGAUGGCAUUUGUAUAUAAAUAAAGUGAAUUUAAGAGAUCCGAGUGUAAUUAAAUGAUCGCUACUAUUAUUUAAAAUGGCCUUAACAAAUAUAUUACUCCUCAGUCAGAUAGCUGGAUAUGUAAUUGCACUCAUAUUGUCUUUAUGUAUUAUAGUUCCCAUGAGUCUCCAACAAGAUGAUUUCAAAGGUCAUUGUUUAUUAUUUUCUACUGGCGAAUGGCAAGAAACUGAUGGUCAGUUAGCGAUACAUUGGUCUUCCCAGGGGUACUGCAAUUACACUAUAUUUGUUGGUGUUGCUUUGUUUCUUGUUUCUGCUGUACAAAUAUAUAGAUUAUCAAUUUUUAUGUACAAGGGUACAGAUAGUAGCUUCCUAUCUACUUUUAUUGAUGUUAUUACAGGAAUUUGGAUAUGUGGUAUGACUUUUAUAGCAGCAUGUAUGAUAACUUUUGGAUUUAUGGCAUGGUGUGAAAAUAUGACUGAGCGUUUCCCAUCAUGUGAAUUGGCAGCUGGGCAAGACAUUGAUCACAAAGAUGGAAUUAAUACAAAAAAUUUCUACAUAGAGCUAGGAACUGCUCAAUUUGGAAUAUGGGGAUCAUUUGCUACAUGGGUUGGCCUUUCAGUGUGUGCACUUCUCAAGCUCUGUCGAUAUCAUCAACUGGAAAAUAUAAGAGUGUCAAUGUACCGAGAACGACAAAGAUUAAUUAAUGAAAAUGCUGAUUCUCCGGGUAAUUCAUUGGGAAGGGAAUCAAACAGCACAGAAUCCACAGCUACUGCAGAGUGAUUAGCUUAUGCUGUAUUGCAUUAUCCAUAUUUAUUAGUUUAUGCUAUAAUACACAUAUCAUUAUUCCUUCAUCAUACUGUAUAUAGAUUAGUAGGUAUGUUCUAAAUAAAAA